ACAAUUUGUUGCUAGCUUUGAUCAGUGAUUGCUCUGUUCAGGCGGCAACUCGGCUGUAAGUGCUCGGGCAGCGGUGAUUUUCGACUCGCACUUUCUUGUUCUCUGUCCGAUUCCCUUUCCCUAGUCGCGAGAACAUCAGCGUAGCUAUCUUCCACAGAUGUGGGCCGUAGAUUUGCUCGUCCGCAUCACUGUAGCCACAUUCCUCGCAUCUGAACCGUAGACUCGUAGAUUCCUGAUCAUAUUGCCGAAGCGAUGCCGCAUCACGUUCUAAUCAAUGGCGUGUAUGGCUGUUAGAAGCGUGCGAGAAAGCAGCAGAAGAGGAUCGGAGGAAGGUGCACGCCGUGCCUUGUAGCGUAGACGGGAGAAAGCAGGUCGUCCAUGCUUCUUCCUGUCGAGUCUACGCAGGCCCCCGGUCGUCCGGGAUGGACAAUGCCGAACCAACCGCCGCUGGGUUCGCGAAUUGCUUGGAAGAACCUAGAUUUGCAAUGGGUACCGGGAUUGUAUGGAGAAAAGGGCGUACGCCGGAUACACAUCCGCGUGCGCAGGGGAGACAACGCGUUAGGGGGAGACAAUGCACCAGCGGGAGACAGAGCGGGAGACGACCCGUGAGCUGGAGACAACGCGUGAAAGCGAGACAACGCGUGAAAGCGAGACAACAUACAAGGCCAUGGGGACAACUACAAGGUCACAGGGGACCGCUCAUCUGUAGCCUCCUCCUCGCCCUCGCCCUGGCACUCCCUUCGCCUCCCCUCGCAUCCUCCUCCCAUCUCUCCCCUCUAUCCCCCUUCCUCGACGUUUCUUUCUCCGACUCCCUCUGCGGCUCUUGGGCUGUGUCCUACACCGCUCUGCACUCCCGCAUUCGCCAAGCCGCUCGGUCUAACGCCCAGGCGCUCGCGCAAAUGGCUGCUGCCGCGCAUGCUGCAGCUAAUGCUGCCGCUGCGGAGGCAGAAGCAGCAAGGGCAGCAGCAGCAGCAGCAGCAGCAGCAUCUGCUCCUGCACCAGCAGCCACCGUACCAGCAUCAGCACUAGCAGCAGCACCAGCAGCAGCGGAAACAGCACCAACAGCAGUGGCAGCAGCACCAUCCCCAAUUACUCCUUCCCUCUCACCUCCCCGUCCCCCUGCCCCUCCUCCCCCUAUCCCAUACCCCAACCCUCCCCUCGACCCCUCCAUCCGCUUCCUCACCUACGAAUGGCCCGACGAGGCAGGCGGCCUGGGGGACUUCCUCACAGGGCUAGCCACCGCCUUUGCAUGCGCGCUGCUCUCUAGUCGAGCCUUCGUCAUCCAGCACCCGUACCUCCCGCUGGCCUUCGCACCGAACCUAGUCGAUUGGUCGUUCUCCCCGGACGUACCUGUGGAGCCGGCUCGGAAGCUAGCUCUGGAGGAUGGGAAGCUGGGAGGGGGAGGGGGAGGGGGAGGGGGGGUGGGGGAGGAGGGGAGGGGAGGAGGGGAGGUGGAGGUGCGAGAGGGGGAGGUGGUGGCGGUGGAUUUCAGAAACCGGUUUGUGGAGCCGGAGGAGGUGUUUGCGAUCAUGGAUAAGGCCCUCAAUGUGAGGGUGACGUGGAAUAGAGGCCUGCUGACGUAUCUACUCGUGCAGGCAGUGGAGAAGAGGUGGGCCGAUAGGCUGAAGGACAUGGGCAUGCGCCCUCCCUUUGCCUUCGGCUGCAUCCUGCGCUUCCUGCUCAAGCCCCAGCCAGAGGUCAUCGCACGCGUGCAAGCCAUCUACCACCACCUCCUCGCCCCUCCCCCCUCCUCCCCUCCUCCCCCCCACCACUACACUCCCCUCCCCCACCACCCAACCCACCCCCUCUCCUCCUUUGGCCCCCAUAACCGCGGGGUGGUGGUGGUGGGGGUGCACAUACGGGCCGGGGAUAUGAUGGUGUGGGAAGGGGAGUUUGGUUUUGGAGAUCCCAAGGCGCUGAAUGCGAGUCAGAUGGAAGUGCUGCUGACGUGGGCUGAGGAAUACAUAGCGUGUGCUAAGGCAUUGGAGUCGUGGUGGGUGCCCUCCCCGCCCUACGCCGUUCGCUGGCUCAUCGUCACCAACUCUCUGCCGCUCAAGACCGCUCUCUGGCUCAAAUACCCUGACAAGGUUGUGGUGUCAGACAUUGUUCCUCGCCAUGUCAACACGUUAACAUCGCCUCAAGAUGCUUCAUCAUCACCUGAUACCAACCCCGAGUCAUUAUCACCUAACCCUAGUUUCUCACCGUCAUCGGCCUAUCCUGACACCCCAUCAUCCAAUUCGUCACCAAAGCUCACCCCGGAGGAAGGGGCAUCGACGUACAUUGACAUUGUAACAGAAUGGCUCCUCCUAGCAUCGAGUGAUGCGCUUAUUUUGACCAAGUCGGGUUUCUCCCACACUGCAGCGUUCUUCUCUCACCGCCUAGCCGCUGUUUACACUCCGGAAGAGUGUGAUCCAGAGGAGUUUGUACCAACGCGCAGAAUAGGACGAAUAUGGAGUGGGAUAUGAUGUUCUGUAUGACUCUCUAAGUGGUUUCGUUUGGGUUGCGGAGCAACCUACUGCUAUCGUUGUCCUAGCUCGAACCAAACCAUGAUUUCCACUCCACACACCACAUUUGUGUGUGGAUUGCUCAGAUAUGU
This is a messenger RNA of Closterium sp. NIES-67, 2596 nucleotides long. The record is from the annotation of a GenBank genome assembly. NCBI's taxonomy places the organism in Eukaryota, Viridiplantae, Streptophyta, Zygnematophyceae, Desmidiales, Closteriaceae.